This is a messenger RNA of Anolis sagrei ordinatus, 1443 nucleotides long. It is a transcript of the gene HM13, whose product is annotated as histocompatibility minor 13. Gene Ontology annotation, biological process: membrane protein proteolysis. Gene Ontology annotation, cellular component: membrane; lumenal side of endoplasmic reticulum membrane; cytoplasmic side of endoplasmic reticulum membrane. Gene Ontology annotation, molecular function: aspartic endopeptidase activity, intramembrane cleaving. The record is from RefSeq and is a predicted model, not a curated record. Lineage: Eukaryota; Metazoa; Chordata; Lepidosauria; Squamata; Anolidae.
CACUUCCGGUCCCGGGAAGGGAACGUGUCCCUGGGUUGAGGCCGGGGCCGGAAGCGGGCGUCGUGCGGCUUGGCUGAUGGAGGCGCAGAACGGGAGCGGGGCGGCGGAGGGCUCUUCGGCGGCGGAGGCCCGCCCGGCGGCCACCCCGGAGGGCAUGGCUCUGGCCUACGCCAGCCUGGUGCUCAUGGCCCUCCUGCCCAUCUUCUUCGGGGCCCUGCGCUCCGUCUCCUGCGCCAAGGGCAAGAAUGCUUCAGACAUGCCAGAGACGAUUACCAGCAGAGAUGCUGCCCGCUUUCCUAUUGUUGCCAGUUGCACCCUCCUAGGCCUUUACCUCUUCUUCAAGAUUUUCUCUCAAGAAUAUAUCAACCUCCUCCUCUCCAUGUAUUUCUUUGUCCUGGGAAUCCUUGCUCUUUCCCACACCAUAAGCCCCGUGAUGAACAAAUUCUUCCCUGCCAAUUUCCCCAACAAACAGUACCAGCUCCUCUUCACUCAGGGCUCUGGGGAAACAAAGGAAGAAGCUGUUAACGAUGACAACGGCGUGGUGGCUUUUGUUGCAGAGAUUGUGAACUACGAGUUCGACACCAAGGACCUGGUCUGCCUGGCCAUGAGCAGUGUGGUGGGCGUCUGGUACCUGCUGCGGAAGCAUUGGAUUGCCAACAACCUCUUUGGCCUGGCCUUCUCUCUUAACGGCGUGGAGCUUCUCCACUUGAACAACGUCAGCACCGGUUGCAUCCUUCUUGGUGGCCUUUUCGUCUACGACAUCUUUUGGGUCUUUGGCACCAACGUGAUGGUGACCGUUGCAAAGUCGUUUGAGGCUCCCAUCAAACUGGUUUUCCCUCAGGAUCUGCUAGAGAAAGGCUUGGAGGCUAACAACUUUGCCAUGCUAGGUCUGGGCGACAUUGUGAUCCCAGGAAUCUUCAUUGCUUUGCUGCUGCGCUUUGAUAUCAGCCUCAAGAAGAACACACACACAUACUUCUACACCAGCUUUGUGGCUUACAUUUUCGGUCUCGGCCUCACUAUCUUCAUCAUGCACGUCUUUAAACACGCCCAGCCAGCCCUGCUGUACCUGGUCCCGGCCUGCAUCGGCUUCCCCCUCCUCGUGGCUCUGGUGAAGGGAGAAGUGGCAGAGAUGUUCAGCUAUGAGUCUUCUGCCGAAAUCUUGCCCCAUACCCCUCGGCUCACCCAUUUCCCUAGCGUCUCCGGGUCUCCGUCCAGCCUGGCUGACUCCAUGCAGCAGACAUGCUCCUCCUCUUCUUCCCACAGACGCCGGCAGCAAAACCCCAGCGCCAUGUAGCCCUUUGGGGCCAGGCCCUCCCUGCCCACCUGUGUGUCUCUGGCCAGUUACGAGGAGAACGCCACCCCGAAGGAGGCGCCGCCAGAAGCCAAAGAAGGGAAGACGGAGCUGGACAAGAAGGAGAAGUGAUGCUGGAGCGCUCAGCCGGG